UCUGUUUUGCAGCCUCUGGACUUCGAGAGGAAGCGGCAGUACAGUCUCCGUAUUCAGGUGGAAAAUUCCCACCUCAACCCUCGCUUCUUCUCCGUGGGACCCUUCAGGGAUGAGGCGACCAUUAAGAUCGUGGUGGAGGAUGUGGACGAGCCGCCCUUGUUUGAGCGAGCCAGCUACGUCAUGGAGGUCAAAGAGGACGCGGCCAGGAACACCGCCAUCGGCUCCGUCAGCGCGUCUGACCCCGACGACAAAAACAGUCUCGUCAGGUACUCUAUUGAUCGACGCACGGACAUGGACAGAAUGUUCAACGUCCAUGCAGGGAACGGGUCAGUGUUCAUCCUCCGGGAGCUGGACAGAGAAGAGAACGCCUGGCACAACAUCUCCGUCAUCGCCACAGAGUUCAACAACCCUCGCCAGGUCAGCCGUGUGCCCGUUUACAUCCGAGUGCUGGACGUCAACGACAACGCUCCAACAUUCGCCACCAACUACGAGACGUUUGUGUGUGAGAACGCUAAGGCUAAUCAGAGGAUACAAACCGUGAGCGCCACAGAUCCUGACGAUCCACUCGGAGGACACCGGUUCUUCUUCAGUCUCGCCCAGGAGGCUGCUGGGAAGGCCAACUUCUCUGUCCGUGAUAACAAAGACAACACGGCCUGGAUCCUAACGCGAAGGAACAGCUACAACAGUCUUCAGAUGAGCAUCUACCACGUGCCUGUGGUCAUUUCCGACGGGGUGUUCCCCAUGCAGAGCAGCACCAACACGCUGACCGUCAGAGUGUGCUCCUGCGACCGCGAGGGCAACAUGAAGCUGUGCAACGCAGAGGCGCUCACAGCCAGGGCGGGCCUCAGCACGGGAGCCCUGGUGGCCAUCUUGCUCUGCGUCAUCAUUCUGCUCAUGAUCGUGGUGCUGUUUGCUGCCCUGAGGAGACAGAGGAAGAAGGAGCCUCUGAUCAUCUCCAAAGAGGAUGUCAGAGACAACGUUGUCAGCUACAACGAUGAAGGGGGCGGAGAGGAGGACACUCAGGCCUUUGAUAUCGGCACACUGCGCAACCCAGAGGCCAUCGAAGAGAGCAAGCAGCGGAGGGACAUUGUCCCCGAGACCUUCUUCCCCCCGGUCCGACGGCCCGUGCUGCCCCCGAUCCGGGACCACAACGGGGACGUGAGAGACUUCAUCAACCAGAGGCUGCAGGACAACGACAGCGACCCCACGGCGCCGCCCUACGACUCCUUGGCCACCUACGCCUACGAGGGGACCGGCUCCGUGGCCGAGUCCCUCAGCUCCCUGGAGUCAGUGACCACCGAGGGAGACCAGGACUACAACUACCUGAGCGAGUGGGGCCCCCGCUUUAAGAAACUGGCAGACAUGUACGGGGGCGACGACAGCGACAGGGAUUCCUAACGAGCGCCUGGCACAAAGACAAGGAGAGAAAAAUGUCAAUGAAACACAUUUUAAACUUUCGGGCAGUUCUGGUGCAUGUGUGGCGAUAAAAAUGGCGGAAAAGGACCAUGGAACGAGCACCGUUUGUCCACGUGCCGUCUCAACGCCACCGCUCACCUUUCAGUUGUCCCCGGUGACCAGACGUAGGCUUUGUGUGUCCAGUCAGUGUUAGUUGCGUUUUGCCUGGGUGAAGUGAAAAGAGACUUUGUGUCAAGACAUUUUCUGUGUGUAAUUGGGUGUACAUGACGCCCAAAUAUAUCUAUACCAAUAUUUUCUUUUUCGUUUGUUUUUCAAAGCUGCGUGUGAUGGACACUUUCAACAAGCAGUUUUGUAAACCCUACAAAUAUGCCUAUGUAUUUUUCAGUGUUUCUGGGACAAAAACAUGCUGCAUAUUGUGAGUUCUAUCUUAGCUUGUGUAUGUACGGUAAUAUGAUACGAUACGCUGUAAAGUUGUUUUUAAAAAGGGAUUUCUAUUGUCCAAAAGAUCCCUUCUUUAAGCGAUGGCAUCCACAGCUCGGCUUGAGCAGGAAGUGUCACACAAUCGUCCUCUCUGAGAAUCUAGAUACAGAUUGGAGGGAUGAAUUUUCAAAUAGUGUUGUGGAACAUUGCUGUUGACAAGUGGCUAAUAAAGCAUACCUGAAGCUGUGGCAAAUGUGGAAUUUAUGGCAACAACAUACAAAAACCAUCAUUUCUGACUAUCAUCUCCACACAGCUGUAAACAAUAUGCUGUAAGGUGAGCCAAAUACCAAAUAGUAACUUGAGCUGAAUGUCCUGAUUUUUCCAGUUCACCCAAUAGGCUGAAAAAUAAAUAAAAAACAGUGUUAAAUUCUGAGAUAAACUGAUAAUCAAGAAACACCAGUUCGAGGGAAAUGCUGGUCUGAUUCACUCUGUACAGCAUGGUGUAAAAGUCACAUGCGCAGACUGCAACAUCCUGUGACCAUUAAAACAAUUCACUCAAUAUUAUUUUCGUAUCUGUGCGUACGAUGAAGAAACACAGCGAGAUUUGACUUCAUGUACCAAGCUGGAAGAAUGAUAUUUCAAUUAGAAAUUCAUACAAAAAAAUAAAUCAUGUGUUUAAAUGUAAACUCUGUCCAUAUGUAAAGCUUUUAUACUUCCUUUGAGAAAGUAUAAACGGAUGAAAUUGAUCAAAAGAAAUGCCUUAAAUUAUAAAAGUAAAACUACGCAAUGAGAAGUGGCCUAAAAUGUUGAUUACCUUUUUGUGGGUGGUCGGAUUCUAAUAAGUCUAAAAAACAAACCUACAGCAUAAAGCAAGGGUUUUUCUGAUAAAGGUGUUGUGUGUAGAGGAGGCUCCGCCCACAGUCGAAUGUAUACAAAUGUAACAUAGCAGUUUUUGGAGAUGUGCCAAAAAGCACCAGUAUUUUCCUUUUAAAAUGAUCAUGUUCACCACCCUUCAUUACAUGUACUGUGUGUAGUGUUGAACAUGGAGCUCACCCAGAUGAUUUCCUGAGGGACGGACAGCCUCUCCUGUCGGGCCCUUACGAGGGGCCCCUGACCUUUGAGCUGGGCGGCUCUCAAACCCAGAGCGGUGUCCUCUGGAGAAGGUCAAACCGUUGUCCUGCAGCGAGAACACAAAACAGUUUAGCAUUUAAUGUCAAAACAGAACCAUUUUUUAAUCACUAUUACUUCAAGAAUUAAACAGUAAUUAAAUGUAUUUCAUUACUGGAGACUUGGAGGGUAAAAUAAUAAAAGCUAUAACAAGCUCUGCCCUCACUUUAGCAAAAGGCCUACAUGGGAGGAGGCUGACAUUUAUCACACAUUGUAAUAACAAAACAUAAUGGUGUAAUUUUUCACAGUCUGUACUCCAAAAGAGGCUUUCCAGAGCGGCACAUUUAACAAUCUAAUUGACAGUGGUUGGAAAAUUCUUUACGCUCUGCUAUUGUAUACAUGCACUCAUUUUUUCGCCCCCUUGUUUUUGUUUAUUAGCUUGUUGCUGUGGUUCCCAUUAUAAGUGGCCAUUUCAGACUGUGGCAGUGUUGCUGUGAUAAGCAUUUAAUGGGGUUAGAAACCCUUCACUCUAAGGAAUCUGCUUCUCUGCCUCGAGGUACAAUGCGAGGUCUCAAAUGGAAAUCAACGUGACAGCAGCACUUCACAAAAGCAUUUUUUUCCCUUCGCUAUUUUCUGUCUCCAUACAGGGUGUCAGCAUAUCGCCAUUACAAAGACGUGCUUGUGUUUUCCUAUGGAGAGUAUAAUUGCCUCCAAGCAUUGGCGCCAUGCUCAGCUAAGAUAACGGAAAGUGUUGCACAUUUGAACGUACCGCCAUUUAUGUUCUUUCUUCAAAGUUGCGAUGGUGAUGUCCUCUUUCUCCAGAUGCGGUAGAUCUGUGGUUGUUGAUGUGUAGACCCGGGCUCACCUCUACAACGGUAUACUGUGUUGGUGAAAAUGUGAUUGAGCAGUGGAGUUUUGUCGAUGUAGAAACAGUUUGAGAGGUCGUGGUAGUGUAAGGGCCCUUCAUCAUUGGCCAUUCAUCAAUCUGCUUUGUAAAACGUGAUAUUUUGUACUGAAUAUUUAUAUGACACGAUUAAAUAUCUUUAAAAUCA
Molecule: messenger RNA, 3995 nt
Organism: Notothenia coriiceps (black rockcod)
Lineage: Eukaryota; Metazoa; Chordata; Actinopteri; Perciformes; Nototheniidae
Product: cadherin-6-like
Exons: 6
Biological process (GO): cell migration; cell-cell junction assembly; homophilic cell-cell adhesion
Cellular component (GO): plasma membrane; catenin complex; adherens junction
Molecular function (GO): cadherin binding; calcium ion binding; beta-catenin binding
Source: RefSeq, a predicted model, not a curated record